GGAAAUGCAGUCCAGUGUGGCAGGAUGUUUUUUGUUUUCCUUACAUUUAUGAACAAAGACAACAACCAUGUAUCGUGCCGUUUCUAUUUUAUAUGGUAGGUAAAAGAAAAAGAAGAUAGUCCCAAAUCUGUUAAUUAUCUAAAUGGCUGAUGCCCUUCUGCUGAGCUAUUUCUAGAUCACCACAAUGACAAAGCCAAUGGGUGUUUGCCUGUGAUUUUCAUUUAGCUUCAGAUCAGCAGUUUACUUUGCAAGACACAAUUUUAUCAGCAACUCCUGGUGACCUGGGCUGGCACCCAGAAAAAUCCAAGGAAGGAAGGAAGGAAGCCCAGCUGAUCCUUCCUGCUGUACACUGAACCAAAUGCUACUAACAUGGACUAAACAAGUAAGGUGACGUCCUGUGUAGGUCUCGUGGACCAAUGUUCAGGGUCAGGUGCAUUUUGGGAACAUCUGCAAAGUAUUUUGCCUCCCUCCCAGCUUGGAGACAACAGAUCAAGCUGCAAAAAAGGAUGUCCACUUUACCUCGACCGGUGGCUGCAGUCUGUCAGGUGACAGCCACCCCGGACAAAGAGGCCAACUUCUCUGCCUGUAAACAGCUGGUGGAGGAAGCCAAGGAGCGAGGGGCCAGCAUGGUCUUCCUGCCUGAGGGCUUCGACUACAUCGGAUCCAGUCGAGAGGAGACGCUGUCACUGUCUGAGAGCCUGACAGGAGACACAAUCUCACAAUAUGCUCAGCUGGCCAGGAAGUUGGAAGUGUGGCUGUCUCUUGGAGGAUUUCAUGAGCAAGGACAUGAGUGGGAGUCUGACAGACGAAUCUACAACAGUCAUGUCAUAAUUAAUGAUAAAGGUGAUGUCAUUUCAGUCUACAGGAAGUCCCAUUUGUUUGAUGUGGAACUGCCAGAAAAGGGCGUAUCCCUUAAAGAAAGUGCCUUCACCAUCCCUGGACACUCCCUCGUGUCUCCUGUCCAAACUCCCAUCGGCAAGGUUGGCUUGGGCAUCUGCUAUGAUCUGAGAUUCCCUGAGUUAUCUCUGGCUCUGCAAAGGCAUGGGGCCGAGAUUCUGACUUACCCAUCAGCCUUCACUGUAGCAACAGGAGCUGCUCACUGGGAGGUGUUACUCCGUGCGCGGGCAGUUGAGACUCAGUGUUUCGUCCUGGCGGCUGCACAGGUCGGCCGGCACCAUGAGAAGCGCUCGUCGUAUGGCCACGCCCUGGUGGUGGACCCCUGGGGUGAGGUGCUGGGCGACUGCGGAGGGGAGAAGCCAGGCAUGGUGCUGGUGGAGAUCGACCUGGAGAAGGUCAGCAGCACCAGGAGGAACAUGCCGGUCCAACAGCACCGCAGAGACACUGGUUUCUAUCACAGUCUGGAGAAGACUUGACUACAAGAGAAGUGCAAAGUUCAAAGUCUGUGUCACUGAAAAGACAGGCUGAAUACAGUCUGAAGACAGGCAACAAACUAAACAGGAGGAUGUCUUUCAUUAACAGCUUACAGGAGACUGGAUUUAGUCCAUAUCUCAAAAACAUAACAGGUUUUCUCUUUUUGCUAUAGGUUGUUUAAGUUCCUGCUAUGCUGCAUUAUGAGCACUUCAAGUGAUUUGAUUAACGAGAGAUCAAAAGAGAAAUCAUUGUCAGCUUGUUUAAUCAGAAACAGCAGGAUGGGGCGGCGGAAAUAUUAGUUUCCUGUGUGAGGAAAGAGGUAUACAUUCUUGUCAAAUGAAGCUUUUAAUGAAUAAAUAUCAUGGAAGUGUAAACAUGGAGUAGUUGUUCUGCUCUUGAUGAGAUAAAAGUAAUGUGAACUGUAGAUUAUUGGAGCUACUCAUCUGCCUUUGCUGCUUCCUCGGAUUUUUGAGUCAUCACUGCAGUAGAUAAUCUCAUUUCCAGUUAGUAAACCUCGCUCACAGCUUUCUGUCUAUUCCCGUCAAGAAAAUCAGCUCAGACCAAAUGAGUCUGUAAAUGACAUUACUCGUACUCGUCAAUAGAUGGUGCUGUUGGGUCGAAACAAUAUAGGCAACAGGAGGAAAUGGCAAAAGCUUACCGUAAAACAUUCCUGUUCUAGUUAAAUAAUUGAUAUGCAUUUGAUCUGUGCUACUGAAUUGAUAUGUACAAAUUCACCUGUAAUUUUUCUGUGAUGAAAUUAAACACUGUUGCUGAAACAUUAUAAACUCAAACAUCUGACAAAA
Siniperca chuatsi (mandarin fish) is the source of this 2174-nucleotide messenger RNA. It is a transcript of the gene nit1, whose product is annotated as nitrilase 1. Gene Ontology annotation, molecular function: hydrolase activity, acting on carbon-nitrogen (but not peptide) bonds, in linear amides. The coding region runs from base 417 to 1373 and encodes 318 amino acids. The transcript is spliced from 6 exons. NCBI's taxonomy places the organism in Eukaryota, Metazoa, Chordata, Actinopteri, Centrarchiformes, Sinipercidae. The record is from RefSeq and is a predicted model, not a curated record.